Bombus huntii is the source of this 3655-nucleotide messenger RNA. RefSeq names its product inhibitor of nuclear factor kappa-B kinase subunit beta-like (gene IKKbeta). The transcript is spliced from 13 exons. Gene Ontology annotation, biological process: peptidyl-serine phosphorylation; positive regulation of transcription by RNA polymerase II; tumor necrosis factor-mediated signaling pathway. Bases 500 to 2641 code for a protein of 713 amino acids. Gene Ontology annotation, molecular function: ATP binding; IkappaB kinase activity. NCBI's taxonomy places the organism in Eukaryota, Metazoa, Arthropoda, Insecta, Hymenoptera, Apidae. Gene Ontology annotation, cellular component: IkappaB kinase complex; cytoplasm. The record is from RefSeq and is a predicted model, not a curated record.
ACGUUAAACAGUAUUGUACAGACGCAUGCUUACUAAUUAAUCAAUUAAGUUGUUAAUAACACCUAUGAAGCAUUAAUAAUUGUUUAAUCGAAUUUGUUAAAAUUUGAUCAAAGUAUACUAUUAUCAGGGAGGAAAUCUAUUACUAUCAUAUUAGAAUUUGAAUUUUCAUGUAAAUUAUUAUAAAAUUUCAUCUAUUUUCUAAUAGUAUAACGUAUGGCGAUAAUUGAUAAGAUAAAUUGCUGUUUUAUAGAAUUUGUAACGCAAAUUUUUAUGUUGGCAGUAUGUAUUAACCUGUCAUAUAUGUCGGAUGUUUAAAAAAUUAAUAUAUUAUAAAUAUGAUCGUUGUAUAGCCGUGAUAAUUGGUAACAAUUAUACAACUGAUGUAUGUAUAUGCCCAAAGGGAAAAAGAGCUAACAGUAUUUUUUUAUAUUUUAAUCUGAAUCUUUUCAAAAAAUUUCAAUAUCUAUAAUUUAAAUAAUGUUUAGGCAAAGCAUUUAAUAUGACUGCUACACCAGCAUUUAUUGAAGGUUGGAGCCUAGACAAAGUUUUGGGUUCUGGAGGAUUUGGUAUCGUCGAACUUUGGAUACAUAAAAGUGGUGAAAAGCUUGCAAUUAAAAUAUGCAAACGGGAGGUUGCACAAUUAAAAGAAACACAACGAAAAAGAUGGAUUAAUGAGGUACAGAUAAUGAAACGUUUAAAGCAUCCAAAUAUUGUUAAAGGGUUAAAUUUACCAUUUAAACAUCCUGACGAUAAAGUAGAUUUACCUUUAUUAUGUAUGGAAUUUUGUAGGAAAGGCGAUCUGAGAAAGGUUCUAAGGAAAGUGGAAAAUUGUUGUGGUGUUAGUGAAAAAGAAGCAAUUAGUGUAAUGAAAGAUAUUUCUUCUGCGAUUGAAUACUUACAUUCCAAUAACAUUACUCAUCGUGAUCUGAAACCUGAAAAUAUAGUUUUACAAGAUGAAUGUAACAUCAUUUCAUAUAAAUUAAUAGAUUUAGGAUACGCAAAAGAACUUGGAGAGGAUAGUACAUCUGGAUCUAUAGUAGGUACAUUAAAUUAUAUAGCUCCAGAACUAUUAUGGAAACAAACAUAUAGUUGUUCUGUAGACUAUUGGAGUUUAGGCAUUCUUUUUUAUGAACUUGUUACUGGAACAAGACCAUUUUUACCUAAAAUGCAACAUACUAUGUCGUGGAUGCAACAUAUUAGAAAUAAAAGAUAUGAUGAUAUCUGUGCUUUCAAAUCAAAAGGGAAGGUAGUUUUUGGUCAAGAUAUUACUGGCCCUACAAACUUAUCAAAAAAUCUUCGAAAUAAAUUAAUAGAAUGGUUUAAGGUUGUGUUACAAUGGGAUCCAAAGAAAAGAGGGAAACAAUAUGAAAGUGGAAUAUCGAAGCUUGUGGUAUUUGAAUUACUGCAUUCUAUUUUAUCAAAGCAGAUAGUUCAUGUAUUUGUUGCAUCGAUGUAUAAAAUUAAUACAUAUGAAAUAGAUAGCACUACUAAGAUUACAGAUUUACAAUAUAUGAUUGAAAAGGAUAUUGAUAUACCAAUAAACCAACAAACUUUAACAGAUUAUUUUGGUAAAAUUCUUAUUGAAAAUCAAACACCACUUUUAUCACAAAUUCAGAAUACAGAUUUAUUUGUCUUUAAAAAUGAGAGUCCUUUAAUAGAGACCAUCCCUAUACCAGUAAUCCCUAUGGAAAUUCGAAAUAUAAUAGAAUUGCCAAAAGGUCUGUUGGAUUUUGAAACAUUACAAGAUUAUUACAGAGUAACAAUAUUUUUUAUCAGGCAACAAAUAAAUUUGUUUCAAUUGUAUAUUUUUGCCUUAACUAUAAAAUUAGAUUUGGUAAUCGAAAAACUUGAUACAUUUAAUAAAAAUAUGACAAAUACAUUAACAAAUAUAAAUGAUCUUCUAAGUGAACUAGCUAUAGUUCGUAUUAAAUGGGAAGGAGAAACUAUAAAUAAGAAGAAAUUGACAGCUUUGGAAAUUAAUUGUAAAAAAGUUGCUAAACUUGUUAAGGCUGCUAAUCAAAUAAAAUUAAAAUUUGAUCCAUUGAUAGUAGAAAGCAGUAGAUUAAGCAAUGAAGUAAAAUCUAUUGAUUGUAUUAAAGAUAUGUUUGAAAUAUAUAAUAAAAUCGAAAAAAUCUAUGAAUUGCAUAAAGAUGAAUAUUCUCAUAAAUAUGCAAGACCAACAGAAAUAGCAAAAUUAAUUUUUGAAUUCUUGAAAGUACAAGGAGCAGAGUUUCACAAUAUUUCUGAAAUUAUAAAACAAAUGGCGAAAUUGGAAUCAGAACUCCGAACAUUGGAAAUGAUUUUUGACUCAGUUAUUGCUAUGAAGACAGUGUACUGUGAAGAACUUCAAAAUAUAACACAACAUCUCACUUCCAAUGUGUUCGAUAUUUCUAAUAAAAAAUAUUUAAGUCUAUCUACCUCUACAAAUAAAGCUACAAACGUUUUAUUACACGAUAGUACGGAAAUAUCAAAUGAAUUUGACAGUAAUCAAUUUCUAAAUAUAUCUAGUAUGAAACAUAAGGAAAAGCUAAACACAGAAAAUGAUGUGAUAUAUGAUAACUUAGUAAUACGUUACACGUUGGAUAAUCUUUUGAUAGAAAUGCAAAAAAGAUACAUGGAACUGCUUAGCUUGGAAUUAUAAACACAAAUAUAGAAUUCUCAUUUUCCAUCCAACAUUACUUGAUGAUGUUAAAUGAUCUGUAAAAGAUUAUGUAUCAGUAUGAAAGGUGUUGAAGAUAUUCUACUAGGGGAAUACCAAAAUUUUAUUUUAUGUGCUGAUCCAAAAUUAACUAUGAAGACACAAAAUGUAUGAUAGUAAUAUAUAAGCAUGUACACAUGUAUAUGUGCGGUGAAAUUAAAUAGUUCAGCAUCAAGAUAAGAAUACAUGAUAAUGAAGCUUUUCUAUAAAGUGCCUAUGAUGUGCAAAAUUAUUUGAUCUUUUCAAGAUGUCUUACAGCUGUUCUUACAUAUUGUACAUUUUAUGUGAAAUCUGCACUAUACGUUUAUGGUUAGUGUAUUAUGUACAUUAAUGAUUAAUAUAUAUUAUAUGUACGUGCGUGUAUAUAUCCUUGCUUUAUAUAUUUUAAGUAAUGUUGUAAAAUUAUUUUAGAGAUAGGAUUUAUAAAUAUUAUUUAUAAUUUGGUUUUAUAAAUGUGUUUUAAAUGUUAUUUAACGUACCUAUUUUAAAAAUUACACACAGGAUCAAGUAUAUAAAAAUAGUUUUUAAUAUCUGUAACAGAAUUAAUCCUUUAUAUAUAUAUAUAUGCCAUGAUUAUUUGUAAUUAAACUAUACUCACAAUCCAGAUGUUUAAAAUUUUAACAUCCAUUGUAAUCAACACAACAGUAAGAUACUGAGUAUUUUAUAACAAAACAGUACCAGCAGCUCUUAUACUUUAAACUUAACAAAAACUUACACGGUUGAAUGAAUAAGUAAGAGAUAUGUUUUUAUCACACUUUCACUUAUAGAGAAAUUAGUAUUUUAAAUUUUUAUUAAUUCAUUUUUCUAAACCUUACAUACUAAGAUGUAAUAAUUAAAAUACCAGGCGAAAAAUAAUACUAUUAUAUUUUAAAACGUGUUUUAUUAAAAAAACUGUAUAUACAUCCUAAACUGAGGAUUAAACAACGAUGUUAAAAUAAAUAUGAUUUUCAUUUACUA